Mizuhopecten yessoensis (Yesso scallop) is the source of this 770-nucleotide messenger RNA. Its product is annotated as deoxyribonuclease-2-alpha-like. The record is from RefSeq and is a predicted model, not a curated record. Gene Ontology annotation, biological process: apoptotic DNA fragmentation. Gene Ontology annotation, molecular function: deoxyribonuclease II activity. The transcript is spliced from 3 exons. The annotation marks the transcript as partial. Lineage: Eukaryota; Metazoa; Mollusca; Bivalvia; Pectinida; Pectinidae.
UGUGGUCACUGUAUAAUUACAACAGGAGUGUUGAGUUUUGAUACCCAGGAAGGAUUUUGGUUGGUGCACAGUACCCCACAUUUCCCGCCCAACCGUACUAUGGGAUGGGCGUGGCCUGACAGUGCCAUGGAUUAUGGACAGGCCUUCCUGUGUGUCUCCUACCCCAUUGCCAUGAUGGAAAAAAUAGGUGAACAGUUUCUGUAUACCUAUCCCAAGAUCUACGACAAAAACUUCCCCGCCAGUUUUGCCGCAAAGAGCCCUGUAAUGAACCAGAUUCUAGGUGAUAAGCAGUCACAUGUCAAACAGUUGCCAUGGUAUCACAAGACAACACUGGUAUCGAAGGCUGGACAUAAUUUUGUUAGCUAUGCCAAGUUUGGGAAAUUCAUGGCUGAUCUGUAUGAUAACUUGGUGGCCAUUGAUCUGCAAAGUGACAUGAUGGUUGAGACCUGGCAGAAAGGAGGAGUCAAAGAAAACCUUCCUACCAACUGUUCCAUUCAGUACAAGGUAUACAAACAUUACAACUGUUCCAUUAAGUACAAGGUAUACAAACAUUACAACUGUUCCAUUAAGUACACGGUAUACAAACAUGACAACUGUUCCAUUAAGUACAAGGUAUACAAACAUUGCAACUGUUCCAUUAAGUACAAUGCAUUACAACUGUUCCAUUAAGUACAAGGUAUACAAACAUGACAACUGUUCAAUUAAGUACAAGGUAUACGAACAUGACAACUGUUCCAUUAAGUACAAGGUAUACAAACAUUACAAAUGUU